AUGGACAAAUUACAAUUAUCGCAGUAUGGCUGGGAGCGCCUGGCCAGGGCCAGCCUCCAUGACAGCAUUGUCGGCUGUCUCAUCGGAUCCGCGCUGGGCGACGCGGUCGGUCUUUACACCGAGUUCCUCUCGGGCGACAUGUCGGCCACCGCAUAUCCCGCGCGCAAGUUUGUCCUCUCCCCGGAGUCGCAGGCGACUCCGUUCCACAGAGACUCGCACAGAGGACCGCAUCGACCCGGCGAGUGGACUGACGAUACCGACCACGCCAUGCUGCUCCUGCUCUCUUGCUUGCACACGGACCUCAAAACUCUCGACCCAACGGACUUUGCUGCCAGGCUGCACGUCUGGGCGCAGUUUGGCUUUCUGCCCCUUGAUACCCUGCCGCUGGGGCUGGGACGCACGGUGGGCGCCAUUGUGAGGACCAAGACAUAUCUCGACGACCCGGAGGCGACGGCCCGGCGGCAUUGGACCAACUGCCAGUACAACGUGGCCCCAAAUGGCAGUCUUAUGAGGACGCAUCCGCUGGGAUUAGUGUGUCUCGACAAGAGCCUGGACGAGACGUUUGAACUGGCAGCCGCAUUUUCGGUCGUGACGCACGUCGACCCUCGAUGUGUGGUCUCGUGCGCCAUUGGGACGGCACUCGUCCGCGGGCUGGUGUUGCACGAGGUUCACACGGAGGUACAUAUCGAUUCCAUAAUCGACACGGCCAUCCACUGGUAUGCAAAGUACCAGGCUCAAGCGUUGCAAGAGCACCCGGAAAGGCGAGACGAGCCAGGCUUGGACGUUUCAGAGCUGCGCCGGCAUGCCACGGUAGAGAGCCUCGACGAUUUAGAGCUGGACGACCGCUACAAGAUGGGCUACGUAUACAAGACGUUGGGCGCAGGCUUGCACCUCCUCCGUCUCGCCAUGCGUGAUACCGCGAACGGCAUGCUCAAAUCACGGGCACUGGCGUUCGAGCCGCUGAUCACGGACCUGAUCAUGCUAGGCGGCGACGCCGACACCAAUGCCUGCUUUGCGGGGGCGCUGCUGGGGGCCUAUUUGGGCUACGCCAAUCUGCCGCUCAACUGGCGCCAUGGGCUGCGGCACGGCCCGUGGUUGCUGAGCAAGGCCGAGGGCCUGAGCCAGAUAUUGGGCGUGGCAGAUGGCGAGUAUGUCGGGUCAGCAGAUCAGGAGACAGCGCGGGACGGCGGGCGAGGUGGGAUGCCUUCAGAAGCUGAUAUGGAGCGGAAGGUUAUGGUGCUGCAGGCGUGGAUGGCGGAGCAAGAGCAAGAGGCCAAGCGGAGGGCCACCAAACUGGAGGAUAAGCAUUGGUUCAAGUGGAGGCAUCAGCCAUGA
This is a messenger RNA of Aspergillus bombycis, 1335 nucleotides long. RefSeq names its product ADP-ribosylglycohydrolase family protein. Lineage: Eukaryota; Fungi; Ascomycota; Eurotiomycetes; Eurotiales; Aspergillaceae. The record is from RefSeq and is a predicted model, not a curated record. Bases 1 to 1335 code for a protein of 444 amino acids. The transcript has a single exon.